UGCUCUUCAGUCAUUUAUAUACAUAUAUAUCGAUAGGUAUUUACUGGUAUUUACUAUCCAUCAUGUAACGUUAAAGUUAGCUUUCAUGUUUUGGUUGCUACUCGUCGCAGUUUCUUUUUACAUUUGGAGACUAGUGAGUUGUGUUAUGUUGACCUUUUACCCAGUUGGACACUACGGUGUCCCUGAAUGGAAUCUUCAUCAACUGAAGACCCUCACAGCAUUUCUCAAUGCAGUGACAACAUAGAUGUACCAACAAGACUAGAACAAAGGCUUCAGGGCUACUCAGGCCAUUACAGUGAGUCACUGUUCCCAUUUCGAAGAGCUCAAAUGGCUUACUCACAGAUCCGCUUGAAAAUUCUCCCCAGCGUUCGCUGUCUCUUCGAUAAACUGGUGCAGGUAAAAGUGGAGGGACUCGCUCCUCACAAACAUGUUAAAUUGAGAUCCAAGCUCGUUGACGACAGAGGGGUGAUUUUCAAGGCUUCUGCCCUGUACAAAGCAAAUGAAGCCGGCCUGGUGGAUGUCUGCCACGCGCCCUCUCUGGGAGGAAGUUACACCGGAGUGGAGCCCAUGGGUUUGUUUUGGGCCAUGGCGCCGGAAACACCACACAGUAAACUCCUGAAGAAGAAUGUGCUAAGCCCCACAGUGGUGGAGAUAGAAGCACUGAGUGCAGAGACGGGUGAGGUCUUAGCCUCUGAAACCAACGAGAGAGGAUACAUGACAGAGGGGAUGAAGAGAGUACCUGUGCAAGAGGGAAGAAUACGGGGAGUCCUCUUCGUACCACCGGGAAAGGGUCCGUUCCCAGGAAUAGUGGAUUUGUACAUAUUUGGGGGACGUCUUACUGAGCCCAGAGCCAGCCUCCUGGCAAAUAAAGGUUUUGUUGUCCUGGCACUGGCCUAUAUGGGCUACGAGGAUUUACCAAAAAACCCUAAAAAGUUGGAUCUGGAGUACUUUGAAGAGGCUGUAACAUAUCUGAGGAAACAGCCAGAGGUCAACGGUCCUGGGAUUGGCAUCAUAUCAAUUUCCCACAGCGGCGGUUUGGCGUUGUCCAUGUCUUCAUUCCUCUCUGGGAUCUCAGCGACCGUCUGUAUUAAUAGCUGCAGUGCAAAUACAGUGAUUCCUUUACACUACAAAGACACCGUUAUCUCUCCGCUUGUCCCUGUCAUAAAGAAUAUCAGAAUCACAGACUCUGGGCUUGUAGAUAUACGCGACGCCUUACCUGACCCGUCCUUGGAAAAGAACAGGGCCUCAUUGAUUCCAAUUGAACGUGCCAGCUGCCAUUUCCUGUUUGCUGUUUCUGAAGACGACCACAACUGGAACAGUGUUUUUUUUGCCAAGCAGGCCACCGCAACGCUGAGAAAUCACAGCAAAGGGCAUUUUCAGGUGGUAACUUACCCUAAAGCCGGACACUUUUUGGAAGUCCCUCACAUGCCUCAUUGUCCGUCUGGGUUUCAUGCAGCGGUUGGGACCGAGGUGGUGUUUGGCGGGGAGCCAAAGGCUCACUCUGAGGCUCAGCUGGACCUGUGGGAAAGAGUCCAGGAGUUCUUCAAGAGCCACUUGGACAACAAGGGCACUUGUUAGCAAGCAAUGCAUGCUUCAAGUGUAUCAAGCAUCCAAAAUUGGCCGUCAUUAGCGAUGCUUAACCUUGCCUGUAGAUACUCAUGGAGGAGGCUUUCAAAGGGAUAUUAAAUGAUACUGUGUGAGUAUUCUCAUGGUGAAGCUUUGGACUCUUCUCGAGCUGAAACAAACUCAGCAUACUUUGAUUCCAACUGGAUUCCCCCCCCCAAUAAGCUUUAAUGCGUCACACGACACAAAAAUAUGUUUUCAGAUAUAUAUUUUUUUCACUCAGAUAUGUUGACUUGUCAUAGCAAGGAAAUCACAGGUGGAGCUCGUACCGAUAAUAAGGAUGCCUUUGUUGUUGCAAUGAGCGAGGACCCUGAUGCAUCUAAAUGGUAAACAUCAUACUGUUUUUUAAUUUUUUAAACACACCUCUUUGAUUAUUUGUGUUAUGGAAAAGACCUGAGUUACAAUUUAUUUAAUGUUAUAAUCAACUCACUUCGAUAGGGAUCAUAUUGUGACAAUGUUAUCACCGCUUUGCAUUGAACAAAAUGAUUGUUUUACUGUAAUUCUGUGCACAUUUUGCCACAACAUGAUAAAUAUAUACUGUAUAUUGAUAUCAGAAAAAAAAUUGCUUAUAAUAUAAAUAGAUUGAUGUCGCAUAUUGCCAAGCUAAUGGUGUGAGUAUUGGUACACUUACUGUUCUCUUGUUAUUUUAUUAAUACUCUGAUGUCACCGUUGUUGGAGGUUUAGUAAACUAAACGCACAAUAAACAAUUUAGAUGAUGAAGUUA
This is a messenger RNA of Anarrhichthys ocellatus (wolf-eel), 2347 nucleotides long. RefSeq names its product acyl-coenzyme A thioesterase 1-like. Gene Ontology annotation, molecular function: fatty acyl-CoA hydrolase activity. The transcript has 4 exons. Bases 187 to 1578 code for a protein of 463 amino acids. Gene Ontology annotation, biological process: fatty acid metabolic process; acyl-CoA metabolic process. The record is from RefSeq and is a predicted model, not a curated record. Lineage: Eukaryota; Metazoa; Chordata; Actinopteri; Perciformes; Anarhichadidae.